GACGGGACAGGACAGGAGGAGAAGGCGGUGCCACGUGGGGCGAGCCGGGGCCGGGCCGCCAUGAGCUGGGGGCGGCCGUGGGCCGGGGCGGAGAGGCGGCGGCAGCAGCCGCAGCAGGAUGAGCGUGGCCGUGCCCAUGCCCAUGCCGGCGCCGCCAUGCAGCCGGAGCCGGAGCCGGGCCGGGCCCCGCGGAGCAUCCCGCGCUGGCGGCGGCGCGUGGCGGCGGCCGGGCUGACUUGCACGGCGCUGGUGCUGUGCGCCUGCCUGCGGGACCUGCCGCCGCCCAGCCCCGCGCCGCCGCUCCCGUCCCUGCCCCGGCCCCGGCCGCGGCCCCGGCCCCUGCGCGGCGGCCGCACCGUGCUGCUGUGGUGGGAGCCCUUCGGGCGCAGCCAGCGCCUGCCCGACUGCCGCCUGCGCUUCAACAUCAGCGGCUGCAGCCUGAGCGCGGAGCGGCGGCGCUACGCCGAGGCCGCGGCCGUGCUCUUCCACCACCGCGACCUGGUGCGGCACGGGCGCGGGCAGCUGCCUCCCGGCGCCCCGCAGCGCCCCCCGGGGCAGCGCUGGGUCUGGAUGAACUUCGAGUCGCCCUCCAACUCGCCCGGGCUGCGCGGCUGGGGCGGGCUCUUCAACUGGACCAUGUCCUACCGCCUGGACUCUGACGUCUUCGUGCCCUACGGGGCGCUGCGGGCGGCGCGGGCGCAGGGGCCGGGGCGCCUGGUCCCGCCGCGCAAGACCAAGCUGGUGGCCUGGGUCAUCAGCCACUGGAACGAGGAGCACGCGCGGGUGCGCUACUACCGCCAGCUGCAGAAGUACCUGCCCGUGGACGUGUACGGGGCGCAGGGCCUGGCGCUGAAGGAGGGCGGUGUGGUGGGGACGGUGUCCGAGUACAAGUUCUACCUGGCCUUCGAGAACUCGCAGCACACCGACUACAUCACCGAGAAGCUGUGGAGGAACGCCUUUGAGGCCGGCGCCGUGCCUGUCGUGCUGGGCCCCCGGCGGGCCAACUACGAGCUCUUCGUCCCACCCGACUCCUUCAUCCACGUCGACGACUUCUCCAGCCCCCGGAAGCUGGCCGUCUACCUGAAGUUCCUCGAUAGAAACCCACAGAGCUACAGGCGGUAUUUUGCCUGGCGUGAGAAGUACGACGUGCACAUCGCGUCGUUCUGGGAUGAGCACUACUGCCGGGUUUGCGAGGCCCUCCAGGCAGCUGGCGACCACCAGGUCAAGACCGUGCAAAACCUGGCCAGCUGGUUUGAAAGCUGAUGGCUUUGGGUGGGGAGGCUCACUUGGCCAGCUUCUCCCAAAGCCCAGCUUAAAGAGGGCAGCAUUUCUCAGGGGUUAGAGACCCUGCCAAAAACUAGGGACCAUGGAAAUUGCUGGGGAUGAGAGAAGGUCAGCAAGCUUUUGGAGCUCUAGGGUUGCCUUGUGAGUUGCCAUCGCCGGGCUGUGACAGCCCCAGCACUUCCUCCAGUCCAACAUUUGCCUAGUCAUGAGCUCCCCUAGGCAUCCCAAGCUGAAACCAUAAUCGUUGCACAGAUCGAUACGAAUAAACUGUGCCAAUUCUAUAGCCAUACAGCUGUAACCAGUUUUCUCAGUUACUGCCAUUCCCAGGAUGAUGAAACUUCUGUAUGCUUCAAGGAGAUACAGGAUCAGUGCUGGCACUUCAUAUUUUUAUUCCCGUUUGAGAACGUAUUUGCCUGCUACACAGAGGCACAUUUAUUUAAAGGCAUACAAAACACUUUUGCAGACAAAUCCUGAGCCUCAAGCUUGGAAUUGGAAUGAUCCACCAGUAUGCUGCUGGCACUUACCAGCAAUGUUUUAAAUUGCAAUAGCUAAAAAUGCAAUGAGCAAAUACAAACAUUUGACUGUGCACCCUAAGAAUUUCAGUGAGCCGAGGCACAAGCACAUGAAAAGGAAAAGGAACGGGUGCGAGUAGAACAUCCAGCUUUUACGCAACUUUACUUGAAGCAUUUCCUUCAUUGCUUGUUGAAAUCAAGGGGAUGAAGGUUAAGAAGAAGACAUGUAGGAAUAGGAAGGAAUGUAAAAACAAUGUUGGAACACUUCUAUUUUGCUUUAUUCAGGAAUGUGUUUACAGGAGCCUGCGUGGUUUUCCCUGCCAACCUACUGCCACAUAGAGAACAGCAGGGGCAGGGUUAGAGCUCUACAGCUCCCUACAGAAGUUCUCAAACUACAUCCGAUGUAUUUAUGAAAAGGUUAAUUUAUUUCUAUAUCAUCACGAGACAUUUUUAUCAUAUAAUAAUCGUAGCUUGCAACAUGCAUUUUCAUGGAGAAUCAUAGAUUUUAAAACAUUUUAUGAGGUGAGAGGUAAUUUGAUACGCUGCUUUGCAGGCUGUAAAAACAGUUACCUUUCCUGUUAGAAUAACAUAGCUUAGAUGGUUUUCUGCAAUCGUUUUAAAGUAUUGGACGGUACCAGGAACAAAUGCAAAUAGGUGAGGAUAUCUUUCUAAUAUUUAUUGAGUUUGUGUUUUCUGAUGCUUUUAUUCUCCAUUUUUGUUUUCUUCAAGGUGGGUAUGUAUUUUUUUUGCCCAGGUAGAAUGACAUCAAUAUAAUCAGAAGUUUUUUAGUCCAUGCCUGUAAGGGCAUGUCUCCACUAUGCUUUGCAGUGCUGUGCAGGGAUAUUUGAGCUAGCUUUGAACCAUUUAGCCUGUGUACAUAAAGCAGUGUGUUAGCAUAGAACUUUUCCUGGCCUAUUUAGUCCUUCUGAUAAGUUGUUAGGCUUACAAAUAGUGGGUCCCAGCACUUCCAGGCAAUUAUGCCACUUUGCCUGACUGAGAUCUUUGCUUUUAGUAGUCGCUGGCUGCCACUUCCUAGCUCCUGCCACCUGUAGCAUCUUCACAGCUUUACACUAACCCUAAGGAACUUCUGGGGACUUGAACCCCAUUGCACCCUACUAGCCCAUACCAAUGUCUAACUAUGGGCCUCAUCCUGUUUCUGUUAUGUCCAUGACUUCAGUCCAAGGGAAAGCAUAGAGCUCCAAAGGAAAAGAGAGGGCAACAAGACUCUUUGAAAAUAUUUGAGGUACCAGUACAAGUAAGUUUACCAGCAUUGGGAACCAGUGUUGAGAAGGGUAAGCAGUAAACUUCUGUCAAGUUGCUAGCCUUAUGAUUUAUUUAUUGUCAGAACAUUAUACCAUGUCUUAAAUCAGAGCAGCGUCCCAGUGGCUAGAGUGAUGGUGAACUAAAACUUCUGUAUAUUGCAGAAAAAAACCUUUUGUUAAUAAUAAAUGACAGUCCAUGAGACACUUUCACAGAGCUGUCAGAUCACAUCAUGCUAACCCAUGUCUUAUUUGUAGCUGCUUAAGUGCAAUAAAAUACAGCUAAAAGUACUUGAUGUAGUUUUUUGACAUUACUGUUUGAUGGUAGUAAUGACCACAAAUGCCCUAAAAUAGUAUGUGAUAUAGUGGCAGGGAAAAGAAUCAGCUGAAUGUGGGAUUGUCUUUUCAUUAAAAUGUCCACCUUGUGAAAGAAAGUCGAGGUCUCCUGCUUAUGUGAUAUAAUUUAAGGUUCUAGCAUAUCCUUCACUGCAUAAGCUCACCUCUUUAUUUGCACAGAAAGCAUUAGAUCAGGCUGCUUUUUUAAGAAUUAUGGUUUGGUUUUUUUACACUUCUAAAAAUAAGGUUCAAGUAAGGUGUGUCAAGGAAUUCAUCUCUUGAUUAUUUGGUUGUAGCUGUGUUGGUCUAAGGACAUAGGCAGGCAAGGUUCUUUGAGCAGAUGUGAUAUCUUUUAUUAGACUAACUGAGUAGUUGGAAAAAAGUUCUUAGCAAGUUUUUGGGUGCAGUCACCCUUCUUCAGGCAUAGGGAGUCUCUGGUGGUCUUGAGAGUCUCAGACCAGCAGAGACUUCCUAUGUCUGAAGAAGGGUGACUGUGCCUGAAAGCUUGCUAAGAACUUUUUUCCAACUACUCAGUUGGUCUACUAAAAGAUACCACAUCUACUCAAAGAACCUUGCCUCUCUUUUGGUUAAUCUUCCUGUUUGCUUCCUACUGGUUUCACUAAAACACAGAAAGCAAUCCACAUUCCUAAGGUGGCCAGCUAUUGCUUUUAGCAAAUGGAUAUUGACAGUAAGUUUUUUUUUUUCAGCAUUACUUUUUUAUUUUUUAAGAGAGCUGAGAAGUUUCUCUACAUGCAAUCUUUCCUGAAAUCGUUAGGCAGAGAGUUUUCACGAUCAGACUCCAGUAUUUAGCAGACUGUGGCUAAUUCUUUCUCCUUGUAUUUUUAACUUAAGCAACCAUUAAAAUCUUAACACACAUGGUCACAUGGGCUGAAUUUUAUAAAAUACACCAAAUACCUUAAGUUCUCUUGAUUUUCAUCAGGUAUUGGUUUCAGAUCAUUUUAAAAAAUAAUUUUCAUAAAGAAAAUCACUGUCACACUGUUUUUCUAAAUUUACUGAGUAUUUUUAAAUGUGUAAGGUGAACAUUGUACAUAUAUUGUAAUUACUAUGGGACUUAUUAAGAAAAGCAGCUCUUGCCUGCUUCAAAGCUUUGUUUGAGCACUGCUCAAUCUUCCUUUAAAAUUUAUCAGAGAAAAUUCACCUGUCUAGAGGUACAACUCUGUUAAAGCCAAAAAUGUUGCAUUCCCAUAAGCUUGUUUGGAUUUUGGUUCACUUGCAGGAGGAACUGACAAGAAAAUAUGAAAAUAUUAAGUGGACUGUUAUAGCUUAAGGCCCAACAUCUGCAAUCAAAUGUAUUAGUGUGGAGCCCUAGGAUUUGCAUUAGCAGAUCUGAUUGAAGGAUGGGGGACCAAAUGCCUGAGAUGUGUUAGGGACUGUAUAAUCCAUCCACAAAAAUUGAAUUAAUGUUUUUCCCAUUCUGAGAGGGGAAGAAAACUCACGUGUGUAUAAAAUUAUAGAGAAAGAAUGACAUUGGAAAAAGUGAUUUAUUACAUGCCUUAAAAUACAGGGAAAUGGUCAGUAUCUUUUUAAAAUUAGAAAAUAAAUAUUACAUCUUGAUUAUCUGAUUCAAGUGAAAUAGGAAUAUAUAUGAGCCUUUAUUUUAAGGACAUAUGUGACUAGUAUUAUAUCUCAGGGAAUUUUAUACUAUCACGUCUCUUAAUCCUUCUAAAUUGAAGUACUUUUAUACUUGUGUUAAUUAUGUAGAAUUACACACAAUAAAGUUAUUAACAGAAAUAA
Alligator mississippiensis (American alligator) is the source of this 5146-nucleotide messenger RNA. RefSeq names its product fucosyltransferase 4 (gene FUT4). NCBI's taxonomy places the organism in Eukaryota, Metazoa, Chordata, Crocodylia, Alligatoridae. The coding region runs from base 61 to 1263 and encodes 400 amino acids. The transcript has a single exon. Gene Ontology annotation, molecular function: alpha-(1->3)-fucosyltransferase activity. Gene Ontology annotation, cellular component: membrane. The record is from RefSeq and is a predicted model, not a curated record.